AUGCAGGGACUGAGAGAGUCGGCGUUUCUGCCGACGAUCAAAUGUUCGUCAUGCGGCUUGCAGGUCGAAAUCUCCCUGAUGGGAGAACAUGUGUGUUCUGGGCCGGCCGUCGAGCUAUCACCGCCUCCCGAUAGCAACGAUAAGUUUGACGAUCCGCUCCCCAGGCCGCUGCAGACAGAUAAGAUGGGCCCGUACAUGGUACCGGCACCGUUGACUCCGGUGAGCCAAUAUGGAGGAUCGCGCAGCGUUUCUCCAAUGACGCCAAACAGACCAUCAUUUGCUGAUCAAGCAAGAGACUUCUUCUCAUUUGGCGGCGCCAGAGUAGAAGAACCAACAAACAUACCCGAAAAGCCCCUACAGCCUGACAGCAAUGGGCACCGCAGCUCAAAAAGCAUGGCUACCCUAGCUCCCGCAAAGCCUCUUGGUUUCAUGGAGCGGAUGAACACCAUUGCCCCAGGCCCCUUUGAUACGAACCAACGACCCUCGACUUCGCAUGGCGCCUUUCCCACACAAAAGGAAUCGGUAACCAAGUUCGAUGCAUUUUUACUGGAAGAGCCUGGGCGAAUCCCUGAGCGACCUGGAACAAGUCAUUCCAACUUGUCCACGGGAAGCGGCAGUAAUCUUCCAUCAACCCCAAAGCAGCCCCGAAAGAAUGGAUAUGAAGGAUUCGGAGCUCCGUCGGGGCGCCAGCUAGAUCCCAACGCCAUGGCACCGCCAAUGAGAGCGGAAACCUUUCCUAGACCUUCACCUGGUGUAGGAGAAACCCCACGGCGGCCGUCAUUUGCCAGCCCAAUGUCUCACAACCGACUGCCUUCCAUGGGAGAUCCAGAUGCGGAGCGACGACCAUCUUUGGGGCCCGACACAACGAGGCGCCCGCCACCACGUAAAAGCCUUAUUCCUCAACACCUCCCUACAGAAUCCCUCAACUUGGCCGCCGAGUUCGGCUCCAGCAACCCCUAUCAUACGGCAUCUGAUUCAUCAUCCUCAGGAUACUCUACCUUUAGCAACCAGAGCCAAACCACUACACAGACAAGUCCGGCAAGGUCGCAGCCGCGCAACAGCAUCCCCGACGCGCUUAGAGUGAGGGCAAUGCCUGGUGUAAUGUCGACAACCACAGAGAAGCCACGGCCCGCCGAUCUUCGACUCGACCCAGCAGCUGAUAUACCGCUUCCCGCGCGAUCUCCAGUGCCACGAUCGCCAUACCUUAUACCCGAGGGAGAAGAGGAGCGUUAUGACCCAGCUAUCCAACCUGGCAUUGGUCAGCCAGCGUUCAAGCCAUACAGAGCGUUUAGCCCAGCCCCGGAACCAAAGUCUGAGCCUGAGCCUGAGCCUGAGCUAGACUUGGGACCUAAAAACGAAAGCUCUCCAAGACAAUCAUCUCCGAGAUCUCCGAGGCAACAGUCUACUCCUAGACAGCCUACCCCUAGGCAGUCCACCCCGCUGCAGCCCUCUGCUAGACGGUCAACUCCCAUGCAGCCCUCUCCCAGACAGUCAACUCCAGUGCAGCCCUCUCCUCGACAGUCAACUCCCCGACAAUCGCCUCCGAGGAAAUCAUCUCUGAGACAAUCUCAAACCGCCUCGACAGAAUCUCCUCGAAAGUCAUCCAGAGACCUCAAAGGCUCCAAAGACCUUAAGCUUCCGUCCCGUGGCGACUGCAAGGCUUGUGGCGAACCCAUUACCGGAAAGAGCGUUUCGUCCGCCGAUGGGAGGUUGACUGGAAGAUAUCACAAGGCUUGCUUUGUCUGUACCACUUGCGCGAACCCCUUUACCUCUGCCGAGUUUUACGUUUUGGACGACAAGCCGUACUGUGAGCAGCACUACCACAAGCUCAAUGGCAGCUUGUGUGGAAGCUGCGGAGUCGGAAUCGAGGGGCAGUUUGUUGAAGAUGAGUCUCGUGCUAAGCAUCACGUAGGAUGCUUUUGCUGCCUUGACUGCGGCGUGCCGCUCUCCGACGGCUACUUUGAAGUCGACGGCAAGGCCUACUGCGAGCGCGAUGCUGUGAGAAGAACACGGCCGCCACCACCACCUAAUCCUUACCCUCGGGGUCCUCCAGGCAGAGGCGGAUACGGAGGCCCGGGUCCUCGACCUUACGGCGGACCACCUGGACCGCCUGGACCUGGACGAAUGGGUCCAGGAGGACCGGGACCUCGACCCUACGGCCCUCCUGGCCUGCCGAGAGGACCAGGACCCUAUGGUGGCCCCCCACCAGGCCGACUCGGACCCGGCAUGGGACCCGGCAUGAGGCCUGGCAUGGGACCUGGCAUGGGACCCGGUUUGGGUCCACUGCCCAAGAUGAACAAGAGGAUGACACGCCUGGGCAUGAUGUAA
This is a messenger RNA of Trichoderma atroviride IMI 206040, 2328 nucleotides long. The record is from RefSeq and is a predicted model, not a curated record. Lineage: Eukaryota; Fungi; Ascomycota; Sordariomycetes; Hypocreales; Hypocreaceae.